Messenger RNA from Oenanthe melanoleuca, 4291 nucleotides. It is a transcript of the gene ZNF804A, whose product is annotated as zinc finger protein 804A. The transcript is spliced from 4 exons. The record is from RefSeq and is a predicted model, not a curated record. Bases 236 to 3730 code for a protein of 1164 amino acids. NCBI's taxonomy places the organism in Eukaryota, Metazoa, Chordata, Aves, Passeriformes, Muscicapidae. Gene Ontology annotation, cellular component: nucleus.
GCAGCCGACCGGCAAGGCUGCUCGCUAUAAUAGCACUAUGCCUGCCGGCGGCGGCGGCAGCUCGCUCGGCUCCGCCGCGGCCGCCGCGCCGCGCAUCCCCAUCCUCAUCCCCAUCCCCAUCCCCAUCCCCAUCCUCAUCCCCACCCUGCUGCUCCUCCCGCGGCCGCGCCGCGCCUGAGGGGCCGCUCCCCGCCCGGCGCCGCCGAGCCCGGCCCGCGGAGGCGGCUCCGGCCCCAUGGAGUGCUACUACAUUGUCAUCAGCUCCGCGCACCUCAGCAACGGGCACUUCCGCAACAUCAAGGGAGUUUUCCGCGGCCCCCUCAGCAAGAACGGCAACAAAACUCUGGAUUAUGCUGAAAAGAAAAACACGAUAGCAAAAGCUCUGGAAGAUCUUAAAGCCAACUUCUACUGUGAACUGUGUGACAAGCAGUACUAUAAACACCAGGAGUUUGACAAUCACAUUAACUCUUAUGAUCAUGCUCACAAACAGAGACUGAAGGAGCUGAAGCAGAGGGAGUUUGCUCGGAAUGUGGCAUCCAAGUCACGGAAGGAUGAAAGGAAGCAGGAGAAAGCCCUCCAACGUUUGCACAGGCUAGCUGAGCUAAGGAAAGAGAGGACUUGUGCUCCUGGAAGUGGCCCUAUGUUCAAAUCCACUACAGUGACUGUGCAGGAUGAUUGCAAUGAUAUCCCCAAAAGUGCUGCUGUGGAUUCUGCCAGGAGCCAGGAUUUCAGCUGCACCUUAAUGCACGAUGCCCAGAAUUGCAAAGACAUUGCCUCUGUCAUUUCUGCCGCCCCAGGAGAUGCAGGCAGUCAUCAGUCUGACCCUAACAAAUGUGGAGAUCAGGUCCAAGGAGCUCAUGGACCCAGAGUUGGGUUCUCCUUUGCUUUUCCUAAGAAAGCAGCAGUCAAACUGGAGUCUUCAGCUGCCGUUUUCUAUGAGUUUAAUGAGGAAACCUCCACGGAGCACGGAUUUAGCAGAAGGAGCAGGUUUGUCCCAGGAACAUGUAACCUCCAGUCUCCUUCAGCAGCAGAAAUAGCUGUGUGCCCUGAGGAGAAGCACAGCUGUUUUCACCCACUGGUGGAGAAGUGCACGGACGCAGCAGAAGCUCCUGAAGCUCCGGAGCCCAAGGAGCUGGCCAGCGAGGAGAGCAGGGUGCUGGAGAGCCCAGCUGUGCCUGCUGCCAUGCCCCACUCACAGCUGCUGUCCCCAGGCACGGAUGGCCACGCUGUGGCUGUCAGAGGGGCCGAGCCAGGGGGGCAAAGCCUGCCCCUGGCUGCGGGCAGUGCCCAGCUCCUGCCCCUGGAGCUGCAGGCAGGCAGAGCUCCCGGGCAGGAACCCGAGGGGGACUGCUCCUCCCUGCAGGCUGCUGCAGGGGAACACUGCAGUGACAGGAACAGCCGUCCACCUGCAACUGAAACAGAAAUAAAAAACCCGGGGGCAGAUGCAGAAGAAGGGGGUGGAGCCCCAAAAAGCAAACCAGACACACACAAGCGGCCCUGCCAACCCUUUGUCCCUGUUCUUAGCAAAUAUGGAUCAAAUGUUCUUCAGUGGCCAUCAGAAAUGUUGAUUUACACAAGUACAGACCCAUCAAUUUCUUAUAGCUGUAAUCCUUUAUAUUUUGAUUUUAAGUCGUCGAGAGCCAGUGAAAGCCAAGAGAAGCCCAAGCAUCAACCAAACAUACCUCAUUUGCACCAUGAAACUGAAUCUAACCAUAUCUUAGUCUCAGAUUUUACAAAAACACCUACUUCAGAGAGUGGUGAUUAUGAAGCAGAAGUGGAUAAAAAUGUGUGCAACUAUACAAUACCCCUGUUAAGUGAUGUUUCCCUCUUCAGAGAUUGUGACCUUGCAAAAAAUCAAAACAAAGUGUCCUUGGAUGAGUCAUUCAGGAUUAGAAAAAUAGAAAAGUAUCACAUAUCUCAUAACCCCUUACGACAAAACACUGUGAUAGAUGAGAAAUACAACAAAGUCUGGAUCAAAGAGGGCCAUGAAAAAUGGCUUCACAAAAACAGAAAACGGAAAAGGAGAAGAAAAUUGUGUCAUUGUCAUUAUCAUCACUGUGGAGACACAACAGUAGCAGAAAUGGAGGUGUCUCCAGUGGCUGAAAAAGAAGUUACCUACAGAGAUGAAAAUAAAUAUCAGCACCUCCAAAAUGCAGAGAAGUGCAGACACGACACAGGAAAUAUCUGGUUAACUGCAGGUGAGGUGCAGCAGUCGCAGCCAAAAUGUGGCACUGAAAAUGGUCCUAAGAGAGUCGUGUCUGCACCAGAUCACAUGCACUGGGCCAGAGGCUGGUGUGGCUUCUGGAGUGCAAGGAGCAGUGGCCAGCACCACUGCAAAGGAGCACACAGGAGGAGCAAGGGGAGCUCCCGGAGGCACAGCCCCCGGCACCCCAAAACCUGCUGCAGCUGCAAAGUCAGGAGGUCGAGCUGCAGCCCCGAGCAGAGAUGUUCAGGACAGGGCAGUGAGGAGAAGGGGCCGAGUCACAACCAGCCCAUAAAGAGAGGUUACAGCGUUGUGAGAGAAGAAACCCCAGAGAAGCCCCGCCGCAAGCGGAGGCAGCACACCUACUCCUAUGCCUCGUCCUCGGAUGAAAGCUCAUUGCCGGCAGAGGAGCAUCUAAGGCAAGGACACGCUGUGGGUGCCUAUCACAAGGCAAAGGGGAAACGCAGGAAAAGGAGGGCUAGAAUCCAUCGUGUCUUCCUUGGCAGGAACGUAAGAAGCGAGAGCUCCGACUCUUCCAAAGAAAGUUCCGCGAAUUCUACGCUAAAUGUUUCGGGGGACUCAGUGGCUCAAGACAAUCUAGAGGAAGCUAAUGCAGCUCCCAGAGAUGAUGAUGGUGAUGAUGGUGCAAAAGAGAGGGAUGAAACAAUGGAGCUGGAGGAAAGCAAGCCGCCUCUAGAAGCUGCUGGCGCAGAGGUGCUGGGGGAGGAUAAAGCAGUGAUGGAGAGCACGGCGGGCACGCUGCCCGAUGCCAGCACAAGCUCUGCCGCCCCUGCCCCCGAGCGCAGCGCUGCAGCGGCUGCUGCCACACGGGGCGUCCCCCGAGAGGGACAGAAGCAGGAAAACGCCAACAGCCGUGAAAAUCAAGCGCGUUACAAAGCUCCCGUCCCCAGCAGGCCCUCGGAGCAAAGCCCCCCUAAAUCCUAUCUGUGCCACUACGAGCUGGCCGAGGCGCUGCCGCCCGACGAGGCGGGCGAGGCCGAGUGGGCGCAGUGCGGCCCCGCCGUGUUCGGCAGCCCGCCGCCGCUGCCCUUCAAAGAGGCGCCCCUCAGCACCUUCCUGGGCGGCGAGCAGCUCCGAGCCCCCUUCCCGCUGCCCGAGCAGGCGCUGCUGCUCCCCGCCGACGGCCGGGACAAGUUCAAGGAGCUGCUCCCCGAGCCCUUCGUGAAGGUGAAGCUGGCGUUCGCCCCGCCGGGCUCCGCGCUGCCGCCGCCGCCGCCGCCGCUGCGCUCCGCCUCGGUGACCACCAUCCAGCACACGGUGCUGCAGCAGCAGCACGGCGCCCUCAAGGUGCUGCAGCCGCCGCAGCAGUUCCUGUCGCAGGUGCCGGCGCUGUCCCGGGCCCCGCUGGCCCAGCUGGGGCUCUGUCCCGCCGCUUUCGUGGCGCCGCCGCCGCUGCCGCUGCUGCCGCCCUCGGUGCUGCCGCCCGCCCCGCUCGCCUUCCCCGCGCUGCCGCACUUCCCAUCGCUGCUGGCCCCGGCCGUCAUCCCCCUGCAGCCGCUCUUCUAGGGCUCGCACCUCCGGCUGCAGCCCCCUCGGGCUGUCCUGGCGGCUGGACUGGUUAAAAUUACCCGGGAAGCGUUUGCUGUAAGUAUAGUGAUGCAACAGACUUACUGUUACUAAAGCACUGAAUAGGCUGACACUAAUCCUGAACUCUAUAUAUAUAUGUGAAAAUCAUGUCUUAGAAUAUGUAUAAUGUAUAUAAAAUAUAUUUAUAGUUCUAUAACUUAUGUUGUAAAGUACUUACUUUUUUCGGUUUUUUUUUAAUCCUCGUGUAUUUGCACCUAUUUAAUGUUUAGACAAAGCUGAUGCACUAUGUUUUGUACUAUGUUCUCUGAAACUGUAAAUCUAGUGACAAACUAUCUCUUGCAAUAAAUUUUUGUUAACUACUCAAGUAUAUAAAAAAAUCUUUCAUUAUAUGCCUCAUGGACGUUGUUCUUCCAUGCCCUCCUGCAGCUGAAUAGCAUCCUCUGCCCCUGCUGUUGGGAUAACCAGGUUUCCUACACGUCAGUGAUUUAUCAGGGAGGCUCAGAGGCCAAUACCUUGAGGGCAGCUGUCUCACCAAGCCAC